Mesocestoides corti is the source of this 5895-nucleotide messenger RNA. The record is from the annotation of a GenBank genome assembly. Lineage: Eukaryota; Metazoa; Platyhelminthes; Cestoda; Cyclophyllidea; Mesocestoididae.
AUGGAAUCCAAUCCUUCAUCGGAUUGUGAAGCAACUGACUCUGUUUCGCAAGACUUGCCUCAUCCUGGCUCUUGUGAACCCCAGCAGGCUUCCCCAUCAGUCGACAGCGCCGAAAAUUCUUCUGAGAGUCCUCUUCUGCCGUACAUUACCGCCGUCGACAUCGGUCUAUCAAAUUUUGCCAAGGCUGUGCACAAGUCACUGUUCAAUCGAUUUGCAUUUUGUCUCGGCUGCAGCUGUGUACCCCUGCUUCCACCAACCGAAGACAAUUUCCCCCUCUCCUCUUCACCUUACUUGAAUCAGCUACCAGUAGUGGGGCCGCCGGUGGCUCUCAACGGUUACCUCAUUGACGGUCUGGUUGGCAGUCCCCUGAGUUACUGCCUCUCGCUGGACACUCCGGAAACCCUUGCCGACGACUGGCGUCUCAACCCCGGCCUCAUGCCCAUCGCUGAUCGCUCGCCCCAAGUCGCCUUCGUACCGCUACCCGGCGUCAAAAACCUGCCCGACGUGUUCGUGAAGAUUUACAUUGCCCUGCGCGUCUACUUCUACCAGCGGUAUAGUGACAGCGUACGACAUUGGACCCAUGAGAGGAUGCAGUCAACCUGUGCGCGUGAGUGGCCUCCUCCUAUCCACUACCUGCACCUUCACCACCGUCUCUUCCUCCUUCUUUUCUCAGAAAAUUCAAGUGGCUACUGUCCACCAACCCACCCCAGCUUCAAAUCGUCCAAGUUGGUCUCCUCGCUAAUUGCUGAGUGCCUAAAGCGGGCUUACCGUGGCCCCGAAAAGGUACCCAGGGUUUCAGACUACUGCCUCCGGAUCUACGGACGAACGGACAUCCUGCAUCCAAACGCCCGUCUCUGCGAUCACGAGUACAUUCAAACUUGUUGUCGAACUGGCACGACAGCUCGACUCGUGCUGGAGGCCUUCAGCGACCAGGAGUACUUUCUACCCACGAUGUCAGACAGCACGACUGCACUCAACCUUCACGAAACCUACGCCGCCGACACACGUAUUGUCACGAAAGACUCAAUUGAAUUGUCCGUGGAGCGGAUAAGCAGGCACAUACACGAGCUGGGAACACAAAUAUCUUAUCUUUCGUCUCCUGAGGGACUGAAGGCAGCCAGCAACACUUGUGAAUUCCUUCGACAGACCAUCAAGAAUCACGUGUUGAAUGUGUGCCAUGGCGUGUCUAUCGGUAGUCUAGCCGAAGCCAUGACCGGUGUACAGCAGUGCCUCUACAACCUCAUGUUGCGCGGAAAACCAAAGGGACGACUGGUGUUCCGACGAAGUCUCUCCAGCCCCAAAGAGGCGUCACUGGAGGACGAGGAGAAGCUGUUGCUGGACAAAUUGGCCGUCCUUGAAGUUCAAGUCGUGCGGCAGACGGUGGCCUUCCUGAAGUGGAAGCAGGCUUGGUAUCCGGACCUUCAACUCUCCCUCCGUCGUCCGGCACCGUUGAUUGGCAGUGUGAUGGAGUGCGAGCGCCUCCUGGGGUGUCAAAUCACGCCGCGGCACGAGGCCCACCGCAUGUCGAAGUGUGAUUUGCCCCUCAUCGUGAGAAUCGGCGGUGUCAUUGUUCCCACGCACGCCCAGGACCCAACCCGACCCACUGAUCCACGCACCUUAGGCGGAUGUGUGCGCAUCCACGUGGCCCUCACGUACGCUGGGCGUCCCCUCUCCAAGGUCUGCACGCCCGAUUCUGGUCCGUCGUUUCCGAGGAACUCGAAGGACUUUCUGGGGUUUGCGUGUACUACUCCUGUGUUGCGCGAUUUUCACUACUCCCGGAAGGCCGAUUUGUCCUCUGAUGGCAAAAUCAACGAAUGGAUACGGUUUGUGGACAAUCUCUACCAAUUGAAUCAUCACCUCUGUCUCCACCACCGCAUUCACAACCACCACUGCCAUCGCUUCCACCUUCACAAUCACCUUCAUUUCCAACUCCACCGCCUCCAUGUCCGCAACUGCUACCGUCUUUACCUUCACCACCACCACCACCACAACCACCACCACUACCUUGACAAUCACAGUUCACUUCUAACGCUACCACCAUUUUUUUUCUCCUCCACAGACUUUACCUUCCGUCGACUUCCUCGAGAAACCCUCCUCAGCAUCAGCCUCAUCUCCUUGAAGAAGCAAACAGAAGAGCCUGCGGUUCUGCACAGCGGUACGUUGUUGGGCUGGGUGAAUGUGCCAAUAUUCGACGCGAAUGGCCGACUGCGCCAGGAAGUGGUCCUCGCGGGUCUGUGGCCUCCACCGCCAGACGGUCUAUCGCCGGAGCACCGAUCGACCUUCACUGAGCCCAAUCGCAGUCCCCUGGCCUACGUUGUUGAGCUAGAAUUUCCCAUUUACGAGUCGGAUUUCUUCUUCCCCAAACCUCCGGUCGCUAAUGAAUUCAACUCUCCCCUGUCUAGUCCACCGAAACUCGGCAGCAAGAGCCUGCUGGAGGCGUCAAGCGCUCUGCUGAAUCCCGUGGCGUACCUGUCACCGAGCACGCGUCGUCUGCCCGAUCCCUACAACGACUUCAAGUUCACCACAUUCCUGGGCCCCGUGGGCGACGUUGACAGGCAGCAGGAGGCGGUGGAGGAGUUGUGGCAGAUCCGGGGCCACUUGACCUCGUCGCCAGAGCUCUUCUCAGCCCUGCUGGUCGCCGCUCCGGUCUGCUGGCCACAGCAGUGUCGACGUACCCCUCGCUCUCCCGAAAAGGCCACCCACGAACACACCCUGUGGAUGGCUCUCCUCUCAAAUCUCUACAGCUUAAUUCAACUGAGCGCCCCGCUGUGUCCGGCGGCCGCUCUCCGUCUCCUCUUGCCCGACGUCCCAGACCAGUGUAUCCGUCAUUGGGCCGUCUGCUGCCUGUCCCAACUCUCGCCAGACGGGCUAAUUUCCUACCUCCCGUCGAUACUCGAGGCUGUGAACUAUGACCUCCACAUGGACUGGUCCGGUCUGGUUAGCCUGCUCCUCCAUCGGUCUGCCACCUCGCUUCGAUUCUGCAACGCCCUCUACUGGCAAGUCACACUGAACAUUGAGGGCAUUGUGUUGAAUCAGCGUUACCACAGCCAACAUCGACUGAUCCUUCUCAAGACGGCGAUAACUUGGCUGAGGGGCAGUCGACUGAAGGCCACGUGGUCACUGCAAGCCCGCGUGGUCGGAUUGAUUCGACAGACAGCGGAAGCCGUGAAGUCGGCCAAGACUGAGGUUAAGCUGAAGACACUACAGGAAGGCCGUGAAGUCAUACAAGGGUUCCUGGAUUCGCAAUUCCAAUCCAACAACGACGAAGGCCCUUCGUCGCGUCCUCUGCCUACGCUCCCAACUGCCUCCACGACGUCCACACAAACUUCCAAAUCGGAGCACACAUUGGACGUGUUUCGACUUCCGUACGAUUUUGGUUUCGGUAGUAGGAGUUUGAAGGUUGAUGACUGUACCUACAUCACCUCCUUUACGUGCCCGAUCCGGCUCACCUUUUCCGGAAUAGAUGGAGAAACUCGUCAUUCCAUCUUUAAGGUCGGCGAUGACCUUCAGAUGGAUCUGCUCAUUUGCCAGUUGAUUCAACUGGCCGACCGCAUUUGGUUGGACGGAGGACUGGAUUUGUGCGUGCCGCACUUCAAGGUCAUGCCCACAGAACCCAAGAGGGGCUUCAUUGAGCCAGUAUCCGAAUCGGAGACACUGAGGAUAAUUAACCGAUACUACGCGUCAAAUCCGCGCGUCAAGAAGGACUGCGGACUGCUUCAGUGGCUUCGCAGUAAUCACAAAACACCAGAGGAACAGCAGAAGGCCAUUAGCAAUUUCGCGCGCUCAACAGUUGCUGGCUCCGUGCUAACCUUUGUUCUUGGCUUGGGCGAUCGUCACAACGACAACAUCAUGAUGCGCAAGAACGGCCAGAGCUUCCACAUCGACUUCGCGAAGGUGUUCGGCAACUUCCAGAAGGUGCUCAAUUUUAAUCGCGAUCGUUCGCCAUUUAUCCUCACUCCCGACAUGCUGGAGGUUGUGAAGGCUGCGGAACCAUCUUCGAUGACAUCGCUUGACCUCGACAGCCUUCCAAAGGAGUUGAUCAGCAUUCCGAACUUCGUGCGUCAGUGCUGUCAAGCCUAUAACAUGCUACGGAGCAGAGCCUUCUCCAUAAUGGGUCUCAUGGAGAUGGCCUGGCAAAUGCGACUGCCGGGCUUGGAGAGAGGUCAGAUCGGCCACGUCAGCGGUAAUCUUCGCAGAAACAUCAGCGACCUCGAGGCCGAGGCCUUCUUUAGGGAGCUAAUUCAACGCAGUAUUCAAUCCUACUCGUCGCAGUUGAACAACAUGAUCCACGACAGAUUUCAACGCACCAAAAAACAGCCAAUCGCAGUGGGUAACCUUGAGAACAAGUACUCCUCCUUCGUGGUACACGGAGUCUACCUGAACCUCUCUGCUGAGGAGGCCCUGUCAUCCUCCAGUCAGGACGAACGAAUGGCUCGAAUUUCAAUUUCGGAGGCGUCGGUGGUGCGAAACGGACGUUUCUUGAAGCCUGUCUUCAAAUUCCAAGUCAUUCCAAACGGCAAGACCGCCUCAGAAGGCUUCUGCGUAACGCGAGACUCACAGGACCUGAAGAUUCUGGCGUGGUCUCUUCUAGCGGCCUAUCCGAACAGUCACAGGGCGUUGGCGCUGCUGAACAAACUGGCCGAGCUAGAUGACUGCACCCUGAACUGCGCCCAGCCCUCUCCGCCCUCCGAUGCCCUGGUGAAUGAUAUUAAAACUGCCCUUGUGGAUUUGAUUCGGUUCUAUCCCGAGAGCACCGAAUUAGCGAACUGCUGGAAGCCCAACGAAUCCGACCUCAGGCCUGAAAUACCUCAGGAAUCCACACUAGUCGCUAAGGGGAUUCUUCCCUCGCAGUUCGACUUGUUUACUUGGUUUGAAACUUAUUUUUGGCCCGCCGAAUCACUAGAGGUGAACGAAGUCACGAGCAAUCCCUGCUGGAGUGAACCGCUGCAGUCGCCGGGAGGCAGCAGUGAACCUCGACCCCCUCCUCCGCCCCCUCGUGCCCCCGAUUACACGGCUACCACGGCCACAAUUGGGUGGGUUUACUGUGCGCUCUGUAUCACCACCACCACCACCACCACCAUCAUCUCUACAACCACCACCACCACCACCACCUCCACAACCACCACCACCAUCAUCUCUACAACCACUACCACCACCACCACCACCUCCACAACCACCACCACUACUACCACCACCUCCACUGCCCCCACCACCAUCAUCUCUACAACCACUACCACCACCACCUCCACAACCACCACUACUACUACCACCACCUCCACUGCCACCACCACCAUCAUCUCUACAACCACUACCACCACCACCACCACCUCCACAACCACCACCACUACUACCACCACCUCCACUGACCCCACCACCAUCAUCCCUACAACCACUACCACCACCACCAUCAUCUGCACAACCACUGCCACCACCACCAUCUCCACAACCACCACCAUCACCUCCACAACAACCACUACUACUACCACCACCUCCACUGCCACCACCACCAUCAUUUCUACAACCACUACCACCACCACAAGCAGCACCUUCAUUUCCACAACCAUCGCCAUCGCUACCAAGUGGCUCCCUGGCGAAAACCUCACCGCGAACGCUCAAAUCGAAGCUCGCGUCACCCAGAAUUCCCUGCGCACAUUCUCUCACCAGAGAACCUGCACCCUCCUCUCGAACAAUCCACUACUUGACGAACGUUUCACAAUCGAGAUCCCCCCACAGGAGUACAAAAAUGCGAGCCUGCUCUUUUCUGCGCGCCAAUUGGACGUCUUUGGCUUGAAACAUCUCAUUGGCGAGGCUGUGGUCCCUUUGAACUCCCUUCCAAUCGAUGAUCGAACAACCCAGUGGUACGAACUCUCGAGACGCAACUUCGAGAAGGUUUGA